Messenger RNA from Sus scrofa (pig), 2405 nucleotides. RefSeq names its product phosphatidylinositol-4,5-bisphosphate 4-phosphatase 2 (gene PIP4P2). Gene Ontology annotation, molecular function: phosphatidylinositol-4,5-bisphosphate 4-phosphatase activity. Gene Ontology annotation, biological process: phosphatidylinositol dephosphorylation. NCBI's taxonomy places the organism in Eukaryota, Metazoa, Chordata, Mammalia, Artiodactyla, Suidae. Gene Ontology annotation, cellular component: plasma membrane; phagocytic vesicle membrane; lysosomal membrane. The record is from RefSeq and is a predicted model, not a curated record.
AUCUUGAAGAACAAGACAUGCCCUGUUCAUCUUUGUAGACCAGUAAGCACAUGAUAAAUGUGUGAAGAAUGACUUAAAGAAUUGGUGCAGAAAAGUUACAGGUCUUUCCGGGGAAGGCUGCAGCGGCGGCAACACUAACCACCACCUCCUGCCGGAGCCGCAACCCCCGACUCAGCCUCCCACCCGCCCUGCCGCUGCCACCGCUGCCGCAGUCAUGGCUGCUGAUGGGGUGGACGAACGCUCGCCUCUGCUGUCCGCAUCCCAUUCAGGAAAUGUCACUCCCACGGCCCCACCAUACUUACAAGAAAGCAGCCCCAGAGCGGAACUCCCACCUCCGUAUACAGCCAUUGCCAGUCCAGAUGCCAGUGGUAUUCCAGUAAUAAACUGCCGGGUGUGCCAGUCUCUCAUCAAUUUGGAUGGCAAGCUUCACCAGCAUGUGGUUAAGUGCACGGUUUGCAAUGAAGCUACACCAAUCAAAAACCCUCCAACAGGGAAGAAAUAUGUUAGAUGCCCUUGUAAUUGUCUCCUCAUUUGUAAGGACACAUCUCGGCGAAUAGGAUGUCCGAGACCCAACUGUAGACGCAUAAUUAACCUUGGCCCCGUAAUGCUUAUUUCUGAAGAACAACCAGCUCAACCUGCAUUGCCAGUGCAGCCAGAAGGUACAAGGGUCGUGUGUGGGCACUGCGGAAAUACAUUCUUGUGGAUGGAACUAAGGUUCAACACUCUGGCAAAAUGCCCACACUGCAAAAAAAUUUCCUCAGUGGGUAGCGCACUUCCGCGAAGACGCUGUUGUGCAUAUAUUACCAUUGGAAUGAUAUGUAUUUUCAUUGGAGUUGGAUUAACUGUUGGCACCCAAGAUUUUGCAAGGCGAUUUCAUGCAACCUAUGUUUCUUGGGCAAUUGCUUAUCUCUUAGGUUUGAUCUGCCUUAUCCGAGCUUGUUAUUGGGGAGCCAUAAGAGUGAGCUAUCCAGAACAAAGUUUUGCAUAAGCUUGUUUAUGAUUUGGUGAUGCAGGUGAGAGUAUCUAGCAGUUCUUGAUAAGCUACUCUGGACAUCUUUAAAUCAUUUACCUAAUGGAUUUCAUUCUGGUUCAUGUAUGCAGUUUCAAGACUUUGGGAGUCUUUUAUGAACAAAUGUUCAUUGCACUACAUUAUAUGCAAAUAGUUUGUUUUGCUGCUGAGUUUUCAAGCUCCAUAUAAUAAAGCUUAAUCCUCAUGUUUUUUCACAUAUCUUUUUUUUGGGGGAUUUUCUCCUAAAUAUUACAUGUAAUAUCACCCUUUCAUUAUUUUUUAAUCAGUUAUUCCAUUAUUUGCAGAUCUGUGAGUAUUCCUAAGAAGUGUUUAUAAAUGUUGUUAUAAUAGCCUCACAUUUAUAUUUACAUUUUAAUUAAACAGUAUCACGAUUGCUUGCUCUAAAAUCUAAGCAAUAUACAUUUUGCUUGAACUGCUUACUGCAACUUUAACCUAAGAUCAUAGUGACCUUAUUCAGGAAAAAAAAAAUUUGAGUGUACCUUCAAAGACUUGACCUUCUUGUCAGAUAAAGACCAUUUCUAGAUACUGUAUGCUUGUUUUAUGUUGUUUGUAGAAAGAUAUAAUAUUUUGGUAGUAAUUUAAAAUAUAAGAAUAAAAAUAUUUAUUUGUCCACAGUUGGAUAUAUGUUGGAUAAAUGUUUUUUCUCAAAGAUCACAGAACUUUUGUCUUUCAUUUUUGCCUGUUUUGUAAUUUACUAAUUAUAAAAGUUCUGGCUACAUUUAUGGAAUUUAAUGUUAAUCAGCUAUAUGUAUUCCUUUAUGGAUCCAGAAGGAAGUAUUUUACGUAACAUGUUUCAUAAUAUUUAACCAUUUACAAAGAUGUACCUGCACUGAGUUUUUCUCCUUUUCAUUAGAUUGUGGUAAAUUUUUCUUAUUGGGAUAAUUAUGGAGUACUUAUAUGUGAAGGGAGCCUGUGACAUUUUACUCUGGCUAAAAUAUUGAGAUUAAAUGCAGUUACUUUUACCAUUCUUCUCAAAUAUAGCUGUCAAAUAAUUACCAAAUUAAUUCAAGAAUAUAGAACAAAGGUAACAAGCAGCAUAGUUUCCUAAGAAUUCACUAGAAUUUAAGGAAUCGGCUCUUGCACUGCCCAUCUUUGCAGUUUUGAAAAAUAAAUAGCUUAGCUGAGAAGUAAUAUUCUAAAGCUGCUGAAGUGUGAAUCAGAUAAUGAGAUGAAGAGUAAGUUAAUUGGCUAUUCCAGGGUUAAGAAUAAUAUUUUAAAUUAUUUAUGUUCCUGAUUAGUAUAAAAAUGUACUCAUCAUAAAAUUUGGGGCAAGAUACACAUAAACUUCAAAGAGUAAAUGAUAAAUGUAUAGAUUCAGUAGCUCAGGAUUAUAUGUACCUUUGAAAAUCCAUUAAUAAAGAUUAUUGUUCAAAAA